Molecule: messenger RNA, 3632 nt
Organism: Carcharodon carcharias (great white shark)
Lineage: Eukaryota; Metazoa; Chordata; Chondrichthyes; Lamniformes; Lamnidae
Product: ceramide-1-phosphate transfer protein
Exons: 2
Coding region: 10-651 (213 amino acids)
Biological process (GO): intermembrane lipid transfer; ceramide transport
Cellular component (GO): cytosol; membrane; cytoplasm
Molecular function (GO): ceramide 1-phosphate transfer activity; ceramide 1-phosphate binding
Source: RefSeq, a predicted model, not a curated record
GGUUUGAAAAUGGUUGACCCGGUCAAGUUUAGUCUGGUGGAGGCCUUGGAGUGUUUCAGAAACUGUCUGACUGACGAUGGGGAGAUCGUGCAGGAGCACUACUUAAAUGGAUGGAAGGGGCUGGUAAAGUUCAUGAAUAGCCUCGGGAAGGCCUUUUCCUUUAUUUCAAGCGAUGCCGUCGCCAAAAUCCAAAUUCUGGAAAACUACAGAUGUGGUGCAAAUGGCCAUGAUUAUCUAACAAUUCAGUCAAUGGUGAAAUUUGAGGUAGACCACAACCUUGUGGAUCUGAAGAAGCGGGGCGACUACUCGAAUUCUGGCUGUCGUACGUUACUGCGGCUCCAUCGUGCCCUCAAGUGGCUGCAGCUCUUUCUGGAGAAGUUGCGGGUAGCUCCUGACGAUAGCAAAACGUCCGUCCUUUGUACAGAGGCCUAUAAUGACUCCCUGGCCAACUAUCAUCCCUGGAUAAUAUGCAAAGCUGCAGCUGUUGCCUUUUAUAUGCUGCCAAGCCGAGCAAGCUUCUUUGAGAUUAUGAAUAUGGGUCCGACUGAAAAGGUUGUGGCUAUACUGGGAGAAGCACUGCCACUCAUUUCAAAGACUUACAACAUCACACAAGACCUAUACAGUAAACACGGCUUGCUUGACCUUCCUUAAUAGAGCACUUUUGUAAAGCAGUUGGGUUGUGUUGGGCAUUUUAAUAGUGGUAUCUUCAAAUGCAAACUUCAGCUACCAAAUAUUCCACGUUUAAUAGAAAAAACUACUUUAACAUCAAUUCACCUGAAAAUAAUUUAUUGGCUACUCCCUUCACUCUGCGAAACUGUUUAUUGAAAGGGUAAAUAUCAAUGAGAUCCCUAGACUGACGGGAUGAAAAUGUCACUUGUCUGUAUGGAUUCUUCGUAAAAUGAAGCUGAGAAAUUUCAAACUAGUUGCUAAAAGGCGUGGCCCCACAGUGCAGAACUGGUUUGGGAGGGUCAUAGGAUGACUGGUAUGGAAAGUGAAAAAUAGGUUUAGGUACAGCCAGGAUGCUUCUCAAAGGUUAGAACAGAUUAUGGGAGUGUUGUUCAGCAUUUAACCGUAAUCGUAGCUAACCUGGGAAUGAUUGCAGACACUGCUGCCCAAAAUAGAAAGUAUUUCGUUCCAUAGGACUACUAUCCCUAAUCUCCAUCAUUUACUUUCACAGUGACAUUUGAUUCAUGAAAUGGCCUGCUUCAAAACCUCUUUUUCAUAUUUUUUUGGCUGCCAGUGGUGUUUGCCAUGCAUCAAUAUUUAUUGCAGCACAAACCGCCAUUGCUUCUGCAUUUUUCAGGUGGUAUUGGUGCCAUGAAGAUGCCCAACUGUUUAAAAGCUGGGUAAAACAGCCUAGGAGUCAUUUUAAAAGGAUGAAAAUGAUCCUUCAAAAAAUUUCAAGAAUAUUCAUUUGCAAUGCCUCAAGCUCCAAUGCACAAGAGUAAGCUUUAAUUCAAUCCCUAUUGCUGACCAAGAACAUGCUUUAAUAAUCUUUGGAUGUGUAAAUGAAGAUCACAUGUCUUCAAUGAGAAAAGUUAACACUAUAAAUUGCCCCCACUCUCACCAUUAUAUUCUCUACUCUCUAACGGUGUUAACAGCGCCGGUCUAUUAACCAGUUAGGGAGUGGAAAAUCCAGUGUUUCCGCAGUGUUUCCUAUGAUUCUAAGGGUAUCAGAAACAUAUGCCUUUUCCAAAUGCUCAUUCUUCAUGUCUGAAUGUGGGCUGUGAGCCUGUUUAACUAUGGCAUUCAUCACAGUCCAGCCUAAUUCUGUUGUCAGUGACUUAAACAUUUUGUGCAUUUCGAAGUAGGUUUGGCGGCGGGCGGGUGGGGGGGCGCGGUGACUGACAAUUUUUUGUUCCUGUUUCUUUUGUCCAAGGACAGCAAAGCCAUUUGUACUACCUCAAUGAAACAGGGUAGCUGAGUCCAAGCCAUAGAUUGAUUCUGGGCCCCUCCCAGCUGAGUGAUACACAAUUGUAUAGCUGAGCUUGUAAUUGUGAGAAGAUGAAACAUAGGCUAAUGAGUCAUCUCCUUUAUGUGUUCUAUAGCUUUGUUAUACUCCGUAAACAGGUAAGUUUAAAAAGCUUCCCUCCCACUAUCCAAAUAUCAUUUUUAAAUUCAGUUGUUCUUAGCUCCAAGAUGGUAGGUGUACUUGGUCCAGCUAUGAACAAGUUCAUGACGAAGGCUCUAAAAUGUUCUCAUUUCAGAUACUGACUGAUACUGUUAUGUGAUUGAAUUAAGUUGUAUAAAAGCUAUUGCUUGGAAUGAGCAACAAAGCCAUUAGAUUACUACCACAGUUAAAAAGAGACCAGUCCCCAGUAUUACUUUUGCAAGAUUGAAUUCGGAGAAAUUUGAAGUCAUCGUAGAACUAGAAUAUAUGGUUUAGAUAACUUUUUGAACUGCGUUUUCUUGGUAUACUUCAUGUAUCUUUUAACCAUAUCAUUUGCUUUGCAAGUUAGGAAAUGAAAAGGGAAUGUAUGUUAGUUUAAGAACACCUGGAAUGCUUUCAUUGUUCUGUGUGGAAAGAAUAAGCCAUUUACUGUGUAUUUUUGUUUCUCCCGCCUCUUUCUGGGUACAGUUCAACUGGCAUUUGCUGUUUUCCAGAAUGGCCUGUCAACAGGUGAUCCUGGAUAGUGUCUUGUUAUAAAAGGGCAUGACAUCCACGCCUAAUCCUGGAUAGACAGACAGACAGAAAUCGAUGGUUAACAAUCAGCUGUGAUUUUUCCUUGCCCUGUUCCCCCACUGUCAUUCAGGUCAAUUUUAAUGCCUCAAUGGAGCGCAGCAAAUUUUUGGGUUGAACAAUGAACCUUUUUUGGUCUGUGCAGGGGCAGUGCACUUACCCAGUUGAUUAGCUGCGGAAGAUUAGUCAUUUAUAACUCUUUUAGAAGAACAGGAAUUGUAGUCAGUGAAUUCUGUUAACAGCGCCGGUCUAUUAACUGGUUAGGGAGUGGAAAAUCCAGUGUUUCCGCAGAAACUGGAAACAGUAUGUGCAGAAUUUCUGCGAAAACAAGAUCAGCUCAGCUGUGAUGCUCCCUGUGGUCCAAGAAGCUGCUGCUUGUUGUCUAGACUAAAACAUGAACAAUGGAGCCAGUGGCCUUUUACCCCAGGAAGAGUCACUGCUUUUAGGACAUAGAUGGAAACAGGAAACAAAAAGAAAGGGAUUUCAAACAAUUGCAGAUAAACUUUAAUUAAUUAUGUGAAGAACACUGGAAGUUAGUCUUAAUGAUUAUUUUCACUGAGAUCAGAAUUGUUACUGGGAUUUUUUUUCCUAAUCCUGUUCACAUAUCCGCUUUAAUCAACACGAGUCUUUGAGUAGUCAAAAAGGCAACUCUUACACUCCUUGUUUUCAACUAUUAUACGUGAAUGAGUUUGACCUACUUUGGAGGAUUUUCAUAAUCGUUAGUCUAGUUAUAAACUUGUCUAAAUUUCAACCAUUAUAAUAACAUUAUAAUUGCUGGACUUCAAAAAUAAUACUACUUCCUUCUGAAUGUAGAUGUUUAUAAUAUCAGAAAUAUGUUUAUAUUUGAUCUUUGACCAAACAUGAUUCAUAAUUUAUUUAAAAUUAGGGUAUCUUUGUAAUUUUGGAAUAAUUAUGUUCACUGUAUAAAAGCAUUAAAUUGUGAUGUACAUCA